CCAUAUAUGUUUUGUGCUUCUCUCCAUCUUUUUCUCAUAUUUUCUACUCAAAUGCUUACCUUUAAAUUCUUCCCCUUCUUAAUUUAAUUAAUUAACUAGGGUUCUUUCUAGUAAUUAUUUUCUACUCUUAAUGUUUAUGAAAAGAAAAGAAAAAAAAAACAAUUUGAUCUUGUGCAAGAUAUAGAGAAAUGGGUGAUUCUUCUUCUCAAUACAUCCACAUGGUGCAACAUUUGAUAGAAGAAUGUAUAAUAUUCAACAUGAGCCAAGAAGAAUGCAUGGAUGCACUCUCCAAACAUGCAAAUAUCCAGCCUAUUAUCACUUCCACAGUGUGGAAGGGAUUGGAGAAAGAAAACAAAGAGUUCUUUGAGGCAUACAACAAAAAAAGGGGAGAAGCAAAAGUAUCAUCAUCAAUACAUGGUGAAUUGGAGAUGACAAGACAAAGAAUCCAUAAUAUAAUGUUGGAUUCUUCUUCUAAUAAAGAUUCCAAUGACAAAUGAUCACAACAAUUAUAUUAUAUUAUUAGUAUUAGCAAAUUUUGCCUUCUUCUCUAUUCUUGUGACAAUGAUGUUUGAUGUGAACUUUCAAAAUUAGCUCAAUGGUUAGUUCAUUCAAAAAGUUCUAGGGGUAAUAAAACAAUAAGAUAGGGUUCAUGAAUGGAAGGUGGUCCUAUAGGUUGUCUUAUUCCUACAUAUAUGAAUAAUUAAAUAAGAA
Molecule: messenger RNA, 711 nt
Organism: Solanum stenotomum
Lineage: Eukaryota; Viridiplantae; Streptophyta; Magnoliopsida; Solanales; Solanaceae
Exons: 3
Coding region: 189-497 (102 amino acids)
Biological process (GO): developmental process
Source: RefSeq, a predicted model, not a curated record